Molecule: messenger RNA, 3358 nt
Organism: Diachasmimorpha longicaudata
Lineage: Eukaryota; Metazoa; Arthropoda; Insecta; Hymenoptera; Braconidae
Gene: mnd
Product: large neutral amino acids transporter small subunit 1
Exons: 8
Coding region: 1265-2728 (487 amino acids)
Biological process (GO): amino acid transmembrane transport
Cellular component (GO): membrane
Molecular function (GO): L-amino acid transmembrane transporter activity
Source: RefSeq, a predicted model, not a curated record
GGAAUUCAACUGGUGAUUAUUAAUCUAAGGACUGCAUUACUGUUUAAAAACAAAGAUAACUACGUAAGCAGUAUCCUUUUCCAGAGAAUAUAUUUCCUAAAAGUGUUUGUUCACUGCAUUAAAUCAAGAUUCAGGGAGUUCAAUCAGAGCAGUGGGUUAUCACGUAAAAAUAUAAAUGAUCCCAUGAAAGUUCACGAUACGGAUUUGUAUGCUUUGGUAAUGGGGAGAAAAACCCGGAAAUACGAACAGAGGAGUCCGCGUCGACAUUGGCGCAGCAAAAUAACAUGUGAUGUCACGCUAAACUCACUCUGUCAAUUUGAAAAUCAUUUUAAUAUGAGUGUUACGCUUAUGCCAUAAUUGAAUCGAGGGUAUCCUCCUGAGGGCUUCGACACCGACAACGACUCCCAGUAAUCCGUGGGCUAUGAUGCAGCCGCGAGUCGACAUUCCGAUUAAAAUUCAUUUUGUUAUCAUGGGUUUUUAGAACAAAUAAUAAGGAAGGCAUUAUCAAAGUUGGGCGAUCAUAUCAAUUCCGUUGUUUUUUUGGUAUAAAUAUGUUGAAACAUCCGGUGUAAACAGCCACAGGCGGUUUAGUAUUUCUUUUUUAUUACCCAAGUGCUUAAACCUCUGAUAAGAAAAAUCGUUCAACGCUGAAGGCUAAAAAUGGAACGCUAUUCUACAACUUGAUACUAAUGUUAUGAUGCUGUGCAUCGAAAAUAAAUCUCAAAAUUGUGUAUAACUCGAUAAGAAAUAAUUCUUCGUGUUAAAAUGCAAUUUCGGAAUUAAUGAAAGUGAUGUGAUCAUCCACCGGUAAACGUCCAAUGGAUAAAAUGAAAAACAUUAUUUUGAAAAAUGUUGAAGGCUGAUGGCAAAAGCAACAAUUCAGUGAGGAAAAAAAUGUCAUCCCCACCAAAAAAAUAAUCCACAAAGUGAAAAAUUCGUGGUAAAAAUUCACGUACGUUAUCACCGACGCAUGAAAAAUUCAACGAACCAAUGAAAUGCCUCCGCCAUAUAGGAAAGCGGUGGUACAAAGGUGUUGAGCACGUGUUAACCCAGUCAAUGUCCGAAAUAGGCGCUAUAUACGUCGUUCUCGCCACUUCCCUCCACGUGUGCCUUCAAAAAUUCAGAGACAUUACGAACCGAAUGGACGUUAUCUCAACAUUUGUCGACAAGCUGUUGGAGAGUCAACAGCUUUCCUAGCUGCCUGCUCUCUCCAAUUAUUUAUUCCAUUGACUAUCAGGGCUGGAGAAUAAAAGUGGUUAUCACAAUGCCAGACAAAGUUGCUCCGGCGGAGAGGCCCAUCUAUACGAAUAGUAAAGGAAAGGAGCUGCAGAGCGUGGUAUUGAAAAAAGAAUUGGGAUUGCUCGAUGGUGUUGCUAUUAUCGUUGGUGUUAUCGUUGGAUCCGGAAUUUUUGUGUCACCAAAAGGAGUUUUGCAAAAUAGUGGCAGUGUUGGCUUGUCCAUCAUCAUCUGGGUUUUUUCUGGGCUAUUGUCACUAGUUGGAGCACUAUGUUAUGCAGAACUUGGGACAAUGAUACCGAAGUCCGGGGGAGAUUACGCCUACAUCAGCGAGGCCUUCGGGGGUUUACCAGCAUUUUUGUAUCUCUGGGUAGCCUUGUUCAUUCUAGUACCGACUGGAAAUGCAAUAACAGCUUUAACUUUUGCUCAGUACAUACUCCAGCCACUCUGGCCUGGCUGUGAGCCACCUCAUGAAGCUGUGAGACUCCUCGCAGCAGUUGUCAUGUGUAUCUUGACCGCAAUUAAUUGUUAUAAUGUUAAAUGGGCCACCAGAGUACAAGAUGUAUUCACCGGAACCAAAAUAUUUGCACUCGUGAUCAUCAUCGUAACUGGGUGUUAUUAUUUUUCGACAAACGAUUCAGUACCCUUCUCUCAACCUAUGAAGGGGACUAAUACAGAACCGGGAUAUCUAGCUAUCGCCGUUUAUUCCGGUUUAUUUUCCUAUUCUGGAUGGAAUUACUUAAAUUUUGUUACUGAAGAGCUGAAGGAUCCCUACAGAAAUUUGCGAAACGCUAUUUGUAUCUCCCUGCCCCUGAUCACCGUCAUUUAUGUUCUGGUGAAUCUCGCCUAUUUUGCUGUACUGUCUCGAGAUGAUAUUUUGGCGUCGAAUGCAGUCGCAGUGACAUUUGGUGAUAAAUUACUUGGUGUUAUGUCUUGGAUAAUGCCAGUAUUCGUUGCUUGCUCAACAUUUGGUGCUUUGAAUGGUGCAAUUUUUGCAUCGUCAAGAUUAUUCUUCGUUGGUGCUAGGAAUGGACAUCUUCCAAAUGCUAUUGCCCUUAUUAACAUUCAUCAUUUGACACCGAUGCCAUCGCUCAUAUUUCUCUGCAUUAUAUCACUAGCGCUAUUGAUAAUAAAGGACGUCUAUACACUGAUAAAUUACGUGAGCUUCGUCGAAGCUCUCUUUACAACGCUAUCAGUCUCUGGAUUACUGUGGAUGAGGCACAAGAACCCUAAUGCUGAGCGGCCUAUCAGGGUACCGACCCCACUUCCAGUAAUCUUCUUAUUCAUAUGCAUAUUCCUCGUCGCAUGUCCAUGCUACGUAACUCCAUGGGAAGUGGGUAUUGGAAUGAUAAUCAUAAUUUCGGGAAUUCCGGUCUAUUUGAUAUUUAUUUACUGGAGGAACAAACCGAAGUGGCUGGUAGAAUCAUCCCAAACACUCAAUACAUCGUGCGCAAAAUUAUUCCUGUGUGUCCCGGAGGAGAAAGAAACUUAGUUGAGAGCCAAAGUAUUUUGUUGCAUAGUACAAAUUACACACUCUGCUAAUUACUGGCUGGAUUAUCCGUAAUGGGAAGUAUAUUUGGACAUCGAUAAUCUCAGCUGUAAGUUCUAGUUAUGAAUCUCUGAUUGGGUACUGCUGGGGGGCCAAUUCAGUUCAUAGGUUGUUCGUAAUUAUAAGAUAUACCAUUGUGCUCGGAAUAUCGUUGACUAGACUUUGCAUCGUGGAAUGAUAACUCUUUUUUUACUCUGCAUUUGUGAUACUGAGAGUUCAAAAACCUCAAAUUUCAAUUAAGAAUGCCUUCAUCCUCUGAAUUCGAGGAAUAGUUUGGGGGAGAAUUUUUUUGCCGAUCCGUUUGAAUGAAUUUGUACAAAAGGAUUGACGCAUAAUAUUUAACAUUCCAAAGCGUAUCGCAGACAAUAAUUUUAUUCUUUUUAUAGUAUGUUAGAACACUGGUCUAAUAGUUAAGACUGUACCCAUAUUUGAGCAUUCCUCGUGGGAUAAUUUAUAAAUGAGUUUAAUGUAUUUAUUAAGUCAAUUAUCUCUUUUGUUUUUGGGACAUAAUUAUUUAUUUGGCACAUACAGUAUAAUACUUAUUUGUAAUACAUUAUGACUAGUUUUUUUUUU